AUGGUUUACAUUCUUUUUUGGUGUUUUAGUCUCAGUGUCAAUAUUCUAUUAUACUUUAAUUGUUUAUAUGAUGAUAAUCAUAUUACUAUUGAUGGAAAUACUAAUCUUGCAUUUACAGAAGAUGUUGGAAAAAGAUUUGAAGCAUAUAAUUGGAAUGUAUUGAAAUGUAAUGGAGAUAAUGUAAAUGAAAUUGAUGCAGCACUUGUUUUAGCAAAAGCAUCAGAUAAACCAACUCUUAUUUGUUGUAAAACUACUAUUGGACUUGGUAUGCCAAAUAAACAAGGCACUUCUAAAGCACAUGGAGAACCACCAGGACCAGAAUUAGAAUUAAUGAAGAAAGCAUAUGGAGUUACAGAAGAGUUUCAUGUUGAUGAAGAUGUUUAUGCAGUUUAUCAUGCAGCAUCAGAAAGAGGAAGUUUAAAACAUACAGAAUGGAAAAAGAUGUAUGAAGAAUAUAAGAAAGAAGAAGUAGAACUUGCAAAAGAAUUUGAACGUAGACUUAAGAGAGAUAUUUCAAGUAUUUCAGAAUUAUUUAAAGAAGAAAUUAAAGCAGAUGAAAAAGGUGAAGCUACAAGAAUUAGUUCAGGAAAAGCAUUUAAUGAAAUUGCACAAAAAUUACCAGAAAUAAUUGGAGGAACUGCUGAUGUUGGAGGAAGUGUUAAAGUCGUACUUCCAGGAGUAUCAUUCCAUGAAGAUCCUAAAGGAAGAAAUAUUCAUUAUGGAAUUAGAGAACAUGCUAUGGGAAAUAUGGUUAAUGGAAUGAGUAUUUAUGGAGGAUUAAUUGCAUAUGGAUCUACAUUCUUUGUAUUUAGUGAUUAUUGUAGACCAACUAUUAGAUUGGCAGCACUUUCACAUUAUCCAUCAAUAUUUGUUUUUACUCAUGAUUCUAUUGGAGUAGGAGAAGAUGGACCAACACAUCAACCAAUUGAACAUCUUAUUUCAUAUCGAUCAAUGCCUAAUUGUGUUGUUAUUCGACCAUCAGAUGCAAAUGAAACACGUGUAGCAUGGAAGAUAGCUAUUGAAAGAACUAAUGGACCAACUCUUUUGAUUAUGGCAAGACAAAAUAGUAAGAUUAUUGAUAGAACUGUUUUUGCAUCAUCAGAAAAUGUAAGAAAAGGAGGAUAUGUUUUAAGAGAUUAUGGAACACCAGAAGUCAUUCUUAUGGCUACAGGAACAGAAGUAGAUAUUGCUAUUAAUGCAGCAGAGAAACUUCAUAAGGAAGGACUUGGAGUUAGAGUUGUUUCACUUCCAUCAUGGGAAUUAUUCAGUCAACAAAGUGAUGAAUAUAGAGAGUCAGUUCUUCCAAGAAAGAUUCAUGCUAGAGUAUCAGUCGAAGCAUCAUCAACUAUGGGAUGGGAGAAGUUUAUUGGAGAUUGUGGUGUUGCUGUUGGAAUGCAUUCAUUUGGAGCAUCAGCACCAAUCAAUAAGUUGUAUGAGAAGUUUGGUAUUACCUCAGACAAAGUUGUUGAAGCUGCACACAAAUCAAUCGAAAAUGUUAAGAAUUGGUAA
Molecule: messenger RNA, 1509 nt
Organism: Entamoeba histolytica HM-1:IMSS
Lineage: Eukaryota; Evosea; Mastigamoebida; Endamoebidae
Product: transketolase, putative
Exons: 1
Coding region: 1-1509 (502 amino acids)
Biological process (GO): pentose-phosphate shunt
Cellular component (GO): cytosol
Molecular function (GO): transketolase activity
Source: RefSeq, a predicted model, not a curated record